This is a messenger RNA of Solanum stenotomum, 1037 nucleotides long. RefSeq names its product MADS-box protein SOC1-like. Gene Ontology annotation, cellular component: nucleus. The transcript has 8 exons. The coding region runs from base 192 to 842 and encodes 216 amino acids. Gene Ontology annotation, molecular function: DNA-binding transcription factor activity, RNA polymerase II-specific; RNA polymerase II cis-regulatory region sequence-specific DNA binding; protein dimerization activity. Lineage: Eukaryota; Viridiplantae; Streptophyta; Magnoliopsida; Solanales; Solanaceae. The record is from RefSeq and is a predicted model, not a curated record. Gene Ontology annotation, biological process: positive regulation of transcription by RNA polymerase II.
UUCAUUUCUUUUAGUGGAUGAUAUGCCAUUAUUUUUUGGGUAGGAAUUGCACCUUUUUACCCUUUCAGUUUGCUCUUCCACACACAUCAGAUUUGGGACUUCCCCUUUUUAGCUUCACUUCUAUUCUAUUCUUUGCCUCAUUGAUAUAACUUGCAAACAUAAAACUUGUCAGUUUUUACCAAUUUUGAGAUAUGGUGAGAGGGAAAACACAGAUGAGGCGUAUAGAGAACGCCACAAGUAGACAAGUUACUUUCUCAAAGCGAAGAAAUGGUUUGCUCAAAAAAGCUUUUGAGCUUUCUGUUCUAUGUGAUGCUGAAGUUGGAUUGAUUAUUUUUUCUCCAAGAGGAAAACUAUAUGAAUUUGCUAGCUCCAGCACGCAGGAGAUAAUAGAGCGAUAUAAGAGGCAUACUAAAGACAGAGUUCAACCUGAAAACCAAGCUGGGGGACAACAUCUACAGCAUAUGCAGCAUGAAGCAGCAAAUUUAAUGAAGAAGAUAGAGUUCCUUGAAACAUCGAAAAGGAAAUUCUUGGGAGAAGGUCUUCAGUCAUGUACCCUUCAAGAAGUACAACAGAUAGAAAAACAGUUGGAGAGGAGUGUCAGCACCAUCCGGGCACGAAAGCUUCAAGUUUUUAAGGAACAAGUUGAGCGACUAAAAGAUAAGGGGAAAAUCCUUGCUGCUGAAAAUGCAAAACUGAGGGAGAAGUUUGGUGGUCUUCAACAGAGAGAAACACCAAGUGUAGAGAAGGAAAGAGAAGCUCUUUGUACAGAUGGUAGCGAAAAAUCAGAUGUUGAGACUGAAUUGUUUAUAGGACCACCGGAGUGCAGAGUAAGGCGUCUCUAAAAGAAUUGAUUAAUGGUGAAAUAUCUGCAGUUAAAAGGGGUAUAUAAUCAAUUGUACGUCAAGUAGUGCUAAUGCUAAAUAAAUAAUUGUGCAUUUGAGCAAGCAAACUAAUUAGGCUUAUGUCUCUUAGGCGCAGCUGAUUCAUUAACUUUUGAUCACUUCUGAGAUGGUUUGUACUAAGGAUCGAUGUGUAUU